Messenger RNA from Lithohypha guttulata, 1503 nucleotides. RefSeq lists its product as uncharacterized. Gene Ontology annotation, molecular function: nucleic acid binding; RNA-DNA hybrid ribonuclease activity. Lineage: Eukaryota; Fungi; Ascomycota; Eurotiomycetes; Chaetothyriales; Trichomeriaceae. Bases 1 to 1503 code for a protein of 500 amino acids. The transcript is spliced from 2 exons. Gene Ontology annotation, biological process: DNA replication, removal of RNA primer. The record is from RefSeq and is a predicted model, not a curated record.
AUGGCACAACCCUCGGCUGCCAAUAAGGCCUCGCGACCAGAGUCUCCACUUCCUGCGCCUACCGUUGCAGGUCAAAAACGUAAGAGACCAGCAGACAAGAAAUAUUAUGCUGUCAAGGUGGGAAAGACACCUGGUGUUUACGACACAUGGGAUCAAUGUCUGGCACAAGUCACUGGUCAGAAAGGUGCUCAAUUCAAGUCCUUCACCAGCCAAGGAGACGCCCAGCUAUUUGUGGAGGGAAAGCUGAUACACCAAGCCAACAAGGCCCCAGGUGAACAGAAGUUCUAUGCAGUCCAACAAGGGAAAGUGCCUGGAGUAUAUACCGACUGGCCCACAGCCCAAGCACAAAUUAGUGGCUUCAAGAAUCCUAAGCACAAGAAGUUCACCACCAGAGCUGAAGCUGAAGCAUUCAUUAGUGAAGGCAAGAGAAAGUCCGCAUAUGAUAAUGGAACCGGAAUUAGUCCUGAAGAGGAGAUUCGACGUCUGAUCGUCAAGAAUUCAGCGCCAGGUCUGGUGACGAAUGGGGACUAUGUGGCCAAGGACAAACACGGUAACGAGUUUGAACUUGCUCGUGGGCCCUUACCACCAGGUGCGGAAGAUGGCUUCGACCCGAAUGUCAAGCUGGAUAAUGGUGUGAUCAGACGGCGGACAGAAGAGGAGAAAUCCACUCUGAAAAAGGUUCCAAAAGACAGCAACCCCCCGGGUAUGCUCAACAUCUAUACAGACGGGUCUUCACUUAGCAAUGGCCAAGUUGGGGCAAGAGCAGGAGUUGGCGUGUAUUUUGGACCGGCACCAUUUGAGUAUGACUCUCAAUCUCCUUCUUCCUCUUCUCCUGUGUCAGAUCCGGGCAAAGAAAUUCCGAUGUACACGGUGGACUGGCAAGCUCGAGGCGCACCUUCUACGAUGAAACGACGUAAACUGACUUGGAGAUACAGAAAUAUUUCCGAAGCAUUGAAAGGAACGAAACAGACGAAUCAGCGAGCAGAGCUGACAGCUAUUCAGAGGGCACUAGAGGUGGUGCCAAGUCAUCGGGAUGUUACGAUCUUUACAGACUCAAGAUACUCAAUUGAUUGCGUAACGAAUUGGUACAGAAACUGGCAGAGUAAUGGCUGGCACAAUUCCAAGGGUAAGCCUGUCGAAAACAGAGAUGUCAUCCAGGAAAUAAGGGAGAAGAUCGAAGAGAGGAAUCAUUUCGGGAAGCAAACACACUUCGUGUGGGUGAAAGGACAUGACAAAAAUGAAGGAAAUAUCAGAGCUGAUGAGCUUGCGGUAGCAGGUGCCAGAAGAGGCUUGCAUGGCGAUGCACAAAGUUCAAGUGUCGGGAACGAGACCACGACAGGCACCGAGAGUGGUGAGGGUGAAGCAGAAGAAGAUAGUGAGGAUGAAAGAUCGGACGAAAGAAAACUUGAGGACGCUGAGAUGGAAGCCGCUCUGCAGUUGAGGCAGGAAGCAUUGGAUGCUAUGGAUACAAGCACUACCAGCGUUCCGAACGGCUCGUCCUAG